AUGACAUCGUCUCAUUAUGCAACCCCAAAGUGGUGGAAGGAAGCGGUGGUUUACCAAGUCUAUCCCGCAAGUUUCAAGAGCAGUAAACCUCCAUCUCAGGCAGAUGGCUGGGGCGAUUUGCUUUACAAAUCUCCGCAAAUCGAUAUGGGCUACGAUAUAUCGGACUAUAAAGAAAUCGACCCGCGCUAUGGAACCAUGGCUGAUGUCGACUUGCUGAUUGAAGCCCUCCAUAAACACAAUAUGAAGCUUAUGAUGGACCUCGUUGUCACUCAUACCUCGGAUCAGCAUGGUUGGUUUAUCGAAUCCGCUCGGUCGAAGCAUACACUGGAACAAUCCUGGUACGUGUGGUACUUGCGUGAAGUCGAAGCCGGGCACCUCAAGUUGCCUGAGUUUGAUACCGUCAUGCAAUUUUGGUUGAGCCGAGGAGUUUCAGGAUUUCGAAUGGACGUGAUCAAUCUGAUUUCAAAGGAUCCCUCAUUCCCCGAUGCCCCAGUCGUCGACCCCAGUUGCCAGUUCCAACCCGGAAAGAGAUUUUACACUAAUGGGCCGCGCUUCCAUGAGUUCAUGCAUGGAAUAUAUGAGCAUGUUCUGUCAAGGUACGAAACCAUCACCGUCGGGGAAACAGCCCACGUCAGCGACAUCAGCGAAAUUAUCAAGACCUGCCACGAUCAGGCUCGCUCGGUGUCGCGCUACGUGGACGACAGCGACAAGUUCCGCGCGCGUGGUGGCAAACUACUUGCGCUUCUGGAGUCGACUCUCGGUGGUACCUUGUAUCUCUACCAGGGUCAAGGGAUUGGGAUGCAAAACUUUUCAGCGGACUGGAACCCAGAUGCAAGAGAGCUUCUUCAGAAAAAAGCCAGGGACCACGCCCGAACGCCAAUGCAGUGGAGCGACGAGCCCAAUGCAGGAUUUGCAGCAUCCAACGUGACACCAUGGAUGAGAGUGAAUGAUGACUUUGGGACGGUUCAUGUGAAAGCGCAGAUGGGAUGCGAAAGCCAGGACCUCUCUGUCUGGCAAUACUGGCAGCUCGCUCUACGCAAUCGCAGGACGUUUAAAGAUGUCUUUGUGUAUGGCGACUACCAGGAUGUGGACUUGGACAAUGAGCAAAUCUAUACAUACCUGAGAACAGGUGCUCAGACGAAACGAAAGUGGCUGGUCGUGAUGAAUUGGACUGGCGAGAACCUCGCCUGGAAGAUCCCUGGGUCGCUAGAGGUGGAUUGGAUGGCGCCUUCUUCGCUCCAAAGGAGCAUUGCAGUUGGCGAUGAAGCAACUAUUAGACUUCAGGCCUGGGAAGGAGUGAUGAUGUGCUGCAAGUAGGGUUGCAAAGGAGCGAGAAUUCCAGUCUUAAGGAGGUACCCCCGAUCUACUAUCAGUGGUCCACCAGGGAGCUUUAGCUACGCAAGUAGAUAUGAAGAUGGUGUAAUAUUGCAUAGGUCUGUGAAAUAAUCCAUCAUACCACCUUUCUCUGUCA
This is a messenger RNA of Aspergillus aculeatus ATCC 16872, 1471 nucleotides long. RefSeq lists its product as uncharacterized. Bases 1 to 1317 code for a protein of 438 amino acids. Gene Ontology annotation, molecular function: alpha-amylase activity. NCBI's taxonomy places the organism in Eukaryota, Fungi, Ascomycota, Eurotiomycetes, Eurotiales, Aspergillaceae. The transcript has 6 exons. Gene Ontology annotation, biological process: oligosaccharide catabolic process. The record is from RefSeq and is a predicted model, not a curated record.